Messenger RNA from Pecten maximus, 2249 nucleotides. RefSeq lists its product as uncharacterized. NCBI's taxonomy places the organism in Eukaryota, Metazoa, Mollusca, Bivalvia, Pectinida, Pectinidae. The transcript is spliced from 4 exons. The record is from RefSeq and is a predicted model, not a curated record. The coding region runs from base 92 to 520 and encodes 142 amino acids.
CGCGUCUUAUUCCGGAUCGAAAUUUAGACGCAAUUACAGGUAUACAGGUAUGAAAGGCGAUUUCCUGGUUUGAAGAUCUGGAACAAAUUGAAUGAAUUCCCUGUUUUUAAUCCUCAUUCUCCAAGGUCUUCCAGCGAUAUGCUGGGGCCUGGAGUGCUAUGUGUGUUCAGCCCAGGCUAACAACGUAGAUAAAUGUGUGAAAACCACUAUACAAUGUAGAGAAACUCAGGAUGCAUGCCGUACACAGAUCAUGUGGAAGCAGCCUGAAUUUUGGCAGCCACGAAGUGAACGCUACCAUUACAUAUCCAAGUCCUGUGACAAGAAAGACAGAUGUGAAGCAGAGAGUGCCAGUAAAGGGCUCAAGUGUAUGAGGGAUUGGUACCGAGACUGGCACUGUAUUGAAUGUUGUCAGGGCGACAGAUGUAACUACUACACAACGCUUGGAGCUGGGACAACACAAAUCAGUUCGACCUUGAUGGUAGUUGUUUUAGUGGCACAGUUUUUCUUCCGGAUGAGAUGAGGAGAAAAAUUCUACAUUCAUCAAUAUCAACUUAAUCUGGAUACAGGAAGUCAAAAUUAUAAAAUGUAUAUUGGUAUUAAAUUGAAAUGUUGGCCCAUGAAGGAGUUAUUUCCCUUUGAACAUAGAUCUAUUGACAGCUAAAAUUAUCAAUAUACUGUCCCUGUAAAUAUUUUGCCGACAAAUUUCAAAACAUUUUUCCAAGUUUAUUUUUAUACAAUAUUUUAAUAAUAAAUGAAAUGUGAAUUUAGAAAAUUCUUGAAUAUUCUGUGUGUAAAUUCUGGAAUUUUUUCGAGGUUUAUCUUUUUGUCAUCUGAUGUUUUUAUCGUAGAGAACUGAAUGGUGAGAUAAUUUACACAGAACACAGUGCCACCUAGUGAUGAGCUCAAUGAUACACAGAUCUUAUGUAGCAUUUCCUUUGUAUAUUGUAUGUAUAUAAGACUUUCCAUUUUCAUCUAUAAAUAUCCAUCAUGUAUGUUUCAUUGAAAUGUUCAUAAAGAAUAUUUUUGUAAUUUUUUUUAAUCCUUAACAUUCUAAAUACAUGCCGAAUUAUAGUUAACAUCAUGUUACUUAACAUUCCUAAACUCUUUCUCAGGAACUUUGUUGAUGACCAUCCAUUUCUACUCAGCAAACACAGCAGAAAUUGAAUAAAUUUAGUGUAAUACUGCAAAAAAUUAGAUAAGUUCAGUAUCAGAAAAUGUAAUUUAUCAUCAGAAAAUGUAAUGAAUUUAGUAUGUUACAAGAGAAAAGGAAAUGAAUUAGGUAGACUAGUUUAGGACUCGCACAAUUACAAAUAGAUAAUUUACUGUGUUAUUACUAGUUACCCCAUCCCUUUAUUCACUAGUGAAGUUCAAAUGAUGUGAAAUUUAUAUCAAAUUAAAGUUUGAAGUUUUUUCUAUUGGACAAAUAUUGUUAUUGUUUAGGUUUAAUGGCAUAUGAGCUCACGGAUACUCGAAAGACAGUAACCCUAACAGUUACAGUGCACUGGGGAAUUCCCGCCUUUUUACACCUCGAAUCCAUACGUCGUUCUAUUUUCAGUCGGAGUCGGGGAUUUUACUACAAUUUUUCAACUGGGUCCAGGGUACAUUGAAUUAGGAAUUUCUAUGCCACAAAAUGUGACAUUAGGAAAAACAAAAAAUAGUGAAAUUCAUACAAAUUUCAGGUUUUCUUUCAUAAAUAUUGCCUUCAUAUUAUUAUUGAUUUCAUUUUUGUUUUCUAUAGCUGUUUUUUUUUAUUUUUCAAAGGUACCUUUACGUCUUUGUAGAUAAAACUUACUUUAUUAUUCAAAAGUUACUUCAAAAUUGAGAAUUGUUCUUUGGAAAUGAGUCCUUUUAACAGUCCUUAUUUCUAUUGUAGGAAAAUCCCUGUGGGUUGUAUAUUUUUGAUUUUCUAAAUCUGAAGACCCUACUCUUUAUUCUGGUAUAUGGAAAGUACCCAUUUCAUAUGUUAUUUACUCGGGAAAACAGCUACAAACCUAAGAAACACAUUUUCCUCAGGGAAUUGGGUUUAGGUGAAACACCAGCUGAUUGGCUGAUUUAGUUGUGCGAGUCCUUUAAAUAAUUGAAGGAUAAAAAGACAGCUCUGUUACGCUCUCUAUGUCCAUUGAGCAUCUCACCUGUAUUAUAGUCAUUUAUAUCAAAUCAUAGCUCUAUAACAAGUCCUUGUAAAUAUCACUCAUUAUCUAGAAAUGGAUUUUUAUGAUUAUGCAAUAAAAUUAAUUUGAUAUGAUCAA